AUGGCGUGUCUCUAUCAGCAUCGACCGCCACAUACCAUCUCCCCCGAAGCUCGCAGAACGAAACGAAUUGUAUCAAGCAUCGACCGCCACGUCACGCACCACCGGAGCACCUCCAUCGGGCGUGGCCUGCACUGCACAUGCGACACCAACAGUCACCGGCCGUGCAUGAUGCCUAGCGGCCACGAGCGUCUCGACGCCGGGAACAGCGUCUCCUUCGGCCGCGACGUCGGGGAGGCCGCCAGGGGCAGGCUCUUCAUCGACUGGCGCCGCGGCCCCGACGUCGUCCUCCCGCCCGGGCACCACCGAGGCUUUGCCCUCCCCUCCAUGCCCUUCUCGUCGUGGAUGGCGCACCCGGCCGGACCCGGCGGCGCUGGCGGCAGGAUGUUCCUCCAGGCGACUACUCCGGCGUCCGUCUACGACUACGACGCCUACCAGUACCAACACCAACACCACCACCAGCGGCGACACAUCGGGUACGACGGCUACGGGGCGGCACCCGGCAGGCAGGUGCUCUUCUACCAGCCGCAGCAGCAAUACCACCGCCAGCACCAGUCGCUGGUCCUGGAGUCGGUGCCGGUGCGCAUGGCGGCAGCGCCAGGCCUGUACGUGCGUGCAUGCAUGCGCCAGAAGAUUGAAUGCUACGAGGGAGGGGACUUAAUUAAUUCAGGUGCUUUUUGA
Molecule: messenger RNA, 678 nt
Organism: Hordeum vulgare subsp. vulgare (domesticated barley)
Lineage: Eukaryota; Viridiplantae; Streptophyta; Magnoliopsida; Poales; Poaceae
Product: B3 domain-containing protein Os03g0120900-like
Exons: 1
Coding region: 1-678 (225 amino acids)
Source: RefSeq, a predicted model, not a curated record